Choloepus didactylus (southern two-toed sloth) is the source of this 2072-nucleotide messenger RNA. It is a transcript of the gene PRPS1, whose product is annotated as phosphoribosyl pyrophosphate synthetase 1. Gene Ontology annotation, biological process: 5-phosphoribose 1-diphosphate biosynthetic process; ribonucleoside monophosphate biosynthetic process; purine nucleotide biosynthetic process. The record is from RefSeq and is a predicted model, not a curated record. Gene Ontology annotation, molecular function: ATP binding; magnesium ion binding; ribose phosphate diphosphokinase activity. Lineage: Eukaryota; Metazoa; Chordata; Mammalia; Pilosa; Megalonychidae. Gene Ontology annotation, cellular component: cytoplasm; ribose phosphate diphosphokinase complex. Bases 144 to 1100 code for a protein of 318 amino acids. The transcript is spliced from 7 exons.
AGCGGCGCGCCGGGCGGGAGUGUAAGAUGGCGGAGUAGCAACGCGAAGCGGUUAGUAUUGAUUCUCUGGUACGACUUCGGUUCCUGUCUCGGCAGCAGCAGCAGCGAUCGCUGAGCGAAGAGUGCCUAAGACAGCUGACUGAGAUGCCGAAUAUCAAAAUCUUCAGCGGCAGCUCUCACCAGGACUUAUCCCAGAAAAUUGCCGACCGCCUGGGCCUGGAGCUAGGCAAGGUGGUGACUAAGAAAUUCAGCAACCAGGAGACCUGUGUGGAAAUUGGAGAGAGUGUACGUGGAGAGGAUGUCUACAUUGUUCAGAGUGGUUGUGGUGAAAUCAAUGACAAUCUCAUGGAGCUUUUGAUUAUGAUUAAUGCCUGCAAGAUUGCUUCAGCCAGCCGGGUUACUGCAGUCAUCCCAUGCUUCCCUUAUGCCCGGCAGGAUAAGAAGGAUAAGAGCCGGGCCCCAAUCUCAGCCAAGCUUGUCGCAAAUAUGCUCUCUGUAGCAGGAGCAGAUCACAUCAUCACCAUGGACCUUCAUGCUUCUCAAAUUCAGGGUUUUUUUGAUAUCCCAGUGGACAAUUUGUAUGCAGAGCCAGCUGUCCUGAAGUGGAUAAGGGAGAAUAUCUCUGAGUGGAGGAACUGCACUAUUGUCUCACCAGAUGCUGGUGGAGCUAAGAGAGUGACCUCCAUUGCAGACCGGUUGAAUGUGGACUUUGCCUUGAUUCACAAAGAACGGAAGAAGGCCAAUGAAGUGGACCGCAUGGUGCUGGUGGGAGAUGUGAAGGAUCGAGUGGCCAUCCUUGUGGAUGACAUGGCUGACACUUGUGGCACAAUCUGUCAUGCAGCUGACAAACUUCUGUCAGCUGGAGCCACCAGAGUUUACGCUAUCUUGACUCAUGGAAUCUUUUCUGGCCCAGCUAUUUCUCGCAUCAACAAUGCGUGUUUUGAAGCAGUAGUAGUCACCAAUACCAUACCUCAGGAGGAUAAGAUGAAGCAUUGCUCCAAAAUACAGGUGAUCGAUAUCUCCAUGAUCCUUGCAGAAGCCAUCAGGAGAACUCACAAUGGGGAAUCUGUGUCCUACCUGUUCAGUCACGUACCUUUGUAAUAGAAUAACUUCUGAAGCUUUUUAAAAAUAAAAUCAACCCCGCUCCUUGUUUUCCCUCGGUAUUUGAAAAGUUCAGCAGAAGACCCAGCUUGCUCCAGUGUAGCUUUCUACAUCCCACAUCAGGUAUAUCAGAGCUUAUCCUAAAUUGAGGAAAGGCAGAUUGAGAUUAACUGCUGGAAUUUCCUAUCUGCAUUGGCUCAUUCUGGCUUCUUUAAUUUUGUGAGCCUUGCAGCUUGAACUACAGCUCAGCUGCAGCAAGAUUUCAGACUUUGAGGGUGUUGUGUAGGGGUGUUACUGUGCCUGGGGAAGCUAAGACUACUUUGCAUGUGAAUGCUUCAGGGUUUUCUUUGUUCAGAACAAUUAGCAACAAAACCAGCCCAGUUCCCCCAAUCCUGAAAGUGUCACCAGUUCUCCAAGUUCUGUGCUAAAUUACCGCUAGAGCCCUAGGCAACCCCAAAUCUAGUUCUGGUUGCCGAGCUUCCCCUAAGGUAGGGGCAGGCAGCUUUCAGCCAUUGGGUAGAGACAUGAGGGGAGGCAGCACAGUGGAACAAAUGCUUCUUGGGAGGAAGAAAACUCAUCCAUCACCAUCACCUAGGGGACUAUGUAUCUUGGAUUCUGUGUUGUACCUGCUUCUUUCAAUUUGGCAUUACCUUCAGCCAUCGUGGCUUUUUCCCUGGCCAAAUAGCCUCUUGGGGCCAAAUGAUCAGUGUACCAUAGUCCUAUGGAAAGCUGUGUAAUCUCUAACAUUUACAUGAGGUGAUUUUGCUGUAGCUUAAUCUUCCUUAGCCUGCUGCCACCAUGGUAGUUGAUCUUAGGUGAUGGUGUAGUGCCUUUUGGUUAAUUUAAAUAUUUAAUUUUCAUCUUCCUUCCUUGUAUCUGUUCGGCCUCUCAAAUGACCUGAGGUUUCUGUUUAAAAAGCUUGAUGUUAUCGUAGCUUGUAGAGAAAACUAAUAAAGUGUCUUUAUGUGUGUG